Molecule: messenger RNA, 299 nt
Organism: Rhinolophus ferrumequinum (greater horseshoe bat)
Lineage: Eukaryota; Metazoa; Chordata; Mammalia; Chiroptera; Rhinolophidae
Product: 60S ribosomal protein L39
Exons: 1
Coding region: 45-200 (51 amino acids)
Biological process (GO): translation
Cellular component (GO): cytosolic large ribosomal subunit; ribosome
Molecular function (GO): structural constituent of ribosome
Source: RefSeq, a predicted model, not a curated record
UUAUUCGCCGCCAUCGUAGGGCGUGCGUCUGACUCUUCCUCGCCAUGUCUUCUCACAAGACUUUCAGGAUCAAGCGUUUCCUGGCCAAGAAACAAAAGCAGAAUCGGCCCAUUCCCCAAUGGAUUCGGAUGAAAACUGGUAAUAAAAUCAGGUACAACUCCAAGAGGAGACAUUGGAGAAGAACCAAGCUGGGUCUAUAAGGAAUCGCACAUGAGAUGGCACCACAUGUUUUUGCUGUGUCAGGGUUGCUUGGAUCUUAACCGUGGCACUGAAAAGAUCACUACUAUCUGAACAGUUGG